UUCCACCCCUCCCCUUCUCUGUUCCCUUAGGAUAUUGUAGGGAACCUAUGAUUAGUUUUUCUAACCAAGAAAGCACUUAAAUCUCUUUAAGCAAGUACUUUCAUAACAUCUGAUUGAGUAACCCCAACUUGCUGUUCAGCUCAUCCUACUGGAGACAAAGAAGCAAAGGCCACUAAGAAGGGUUCCAUCUCUAAGCAACUUUGAAGGUUUUGAUGACAACUGAGGUUUGAAAGAGCAGCUAAAGAGAAGUGUCUAUACAUGGGAGGAGAGCGCAAACAUACAUAGAGACCUUGAAGGUGAAUCUUCUAAGGCAGGGAAGAAGCAGAGACUUAUAUCCAUUGAAUCAAAAUGCAAGAACAUACCAUAUCCAAGGCUGACCAGUUCUCUGGUGGUUACUGCUACUGAUCCAUCCAAACUGCUGGACUUCUUCAUACCCAAGGUCUUCAGGCAGUAUCUAAUGGGAAGUCAACUUAAAGGAACCAGACCAUCAUUUCCCAGCCUGCCCUUUUAUUCUGUAGCUACCUCUAUGUGAGGAAAGGAUAGAAAACAUUCAAGACAUCAUACGGGCUUACGAUCUACAGAUUCCAACCAGUAGCAGUGGCUGACUCCUACAUAGAAGACUGGGAACUACAAACAGGCUGGGGUCACCUCAGUGACAUCUGACGCUGUCCAACCAGAAGUCUGACUUGUGUGUUGCAGGAAUUGAAGAAUGUACUAAAAGACUAAAAUAUUUCGUCUCUAUACUUUCUCAUUUGUUUUUAUUGUUUUUAAUUCUGGCGGGAGAGGGGUUCAAAUUCAAAUAGAAUUUCCUAUAAUCUGGAAGGAUGGGGAAGCACGGUUCCGUCACCCAAGAAUAACCCAGUAAUGACAUCUGAACGCGUGGGAAGUGUUUCCCUCUACACUAAGAGGAUCUAAGGCUGUACCCUAGUGGAAUUCCCUGCUCAAAUUGGAAGACCACGCAAAGGAAGAUGGAGAUAUCAUAGCAAGAGCACUGAGGGCUUAGCUGGUCAGGAAUGAAAAUACCCGAGGGUAGGGGACAUUAGAAGCCAGCAUCCCCCAGUUAGUAGGUUGAAGCUGUGCUGUGCUUGACCGACUGAAGAGCCAGGUGACCAACUGGAGCUCUGACUGCCGCUGGAGAUAUGAGAGGGACGCGACGCCGCUGGGCACCGAGUCAGAGUCACGAGAGGCAGCCCAGCUGUGCCCAGCGGGCCAGCGCCAGACCCUGGCGUCCUCCAUCUUCUCUCCUGAGCUCCCCCUGCUCCAGCUGCCUGAGCCACGGACCGCAGCAUCACACACCCCCGCGGGGGGGGACGCCGCGCCCCAUCCCCGCCCCCGGCCCCACCCCAGCCCCCGCGCGGGCGCCCUGACCCCACCGCCCGCGGGCACUGGCUGAGCUCCGAGGCGGCGCGCCGGCGGCGGGGACGCCCGGAGGGGGUCGGAGCGGCUGGGGGCGGCGGCGGCCGGGCCGGGGCUCCCCCCCCGCCCGCGCUCGCCGCCGCGGUGGUGCGUCCCGGAGGUUACCGGAAGUGGCCGCGCUCGGCGCUGCCAUGUUGAGGAGCCGCCGCUGCCGCUGCCGCCGCCGCCGCCGCCGCCGCUUUGUUGUCGCCUCCUCCGGCUGAGGAGGCUCCCCGAGCGGGGGGAGUGGGGAGGAGGGGGGUCGGCCGCCGCAGCCAUGGAGGCCAACUGGACCGCGUUCCUGUUCCAGGCCCAUGAAGCGUCCCAUCACCAACAGCAGGCAGCGCAGAACAGCUUGCUGCCCCUCCUGAGUUCUGCUGUGGAGCCCCCUGAUCAGAAACCGUUGCUUCCAAUACCAAUUACUCAGAAACCCCAGGCUGCACCAGAGACAUUAAAGGAUGCCAUUGGGAUUAAAAAAGAAAAACCCAAAACUUCGUUUGUGUGCACUUACUGCAGUAAAGCAUUCAGGGACAGCUAUCACCUGAGGCGCCAUCAGUCCUGCCACACAGGGAUCAAGCUGGUGUCUCGGGCAAAGAAAACCCCCACCACGGUGGUUCCCCUUAUCUCCACCAUUGCUGGGGACAGCAGCCGAACUUCGCUGGUUUCAACUAUUGCAGGCAUCUUGUCAACAGUCACUACAUCGUCCUCGGGCACCAACCCCAGCAGCAGUGCCAGUACCACAGCAAUGCCUGUGCCCCAAUCUGUCAAGAAGCCUAGUAAGCCUGUCAAGAAGAACCAUGCCUGUGAGAUGUGUGGGAAGGCCUUCCGGGAUGUGUACCACCUCAAUCGACACAAGCUUUCCCAUUCGGACGAAAAGCCUUUUGAGUGUCCCAUUUGUAACCAGCGCUUCAAGAGGAAGGACCGGAUGACUUACCACGUGAGGUCUCAUGAGGGAGGCAUCACCAAACCAUAUACUUGCAGUGUUUGUGGGAAAGGCUUCUCCAGGCCUGACCACCUAAGCUGUCAUGUAAAACAUGUGCAUUCAACAGAAAGACCCUUCAAAUGCCAAUUUUCCUCCCUCAUGCAGACGUGCACUGCUGCCUUUGCCACCAAAGACAGACUACGGACACACAUGGUGCGCCAUGAAGGCAAGGUAUCAUGUAACAUCUGUGGGAAGCUCUUGAGUGCAGCGUAUAUCACCAGCCACUUAAAGACACAUGGGCAGAGCCAAAGUAUCAACUGUAACACGUGUAAACAAGGCAUCAGCAAAACUUGCAUGAGUGAGGAGACCAGCAAUCAGAAGCAGCAGCAGCAGCAGCAGCAACAGCAGCAGCAGCAGCAACAGCAGCAACAACAUGUGACGAGCUGGCCAGGGAAGCAGGUAGAGACACUGAGACUAUGGGAAGAAGCUGUCAAAGCGAGAAAGAAAGUACCAAAAGUUUGAUCCUCUAGAGUGAAAAGAAGACUGGAGGGGAGGCAGGGAAGUGGCACCCGAGACAGAAACGCCUUCCUUUGAGCGAGAUGAGAAGAACCUCAGCAGUGACAUCAUCACCCAGGAAGCAGAAAGCACGUGUGCCUCUCCCGUCCCACUCCAUGCACGCUGUGUUCCGUUGCUCUUGAGUCUUUUCUGUUUGCUCUGCACAAUGAGACUUGUUCAGCUCAUCUUCUGACCUGCGUUAAACAGAGUGCUACUGUGUUCCUCUUUGUAGCUGGAGUUGCUCUCUGUUAGUAACACAUUUGGGAGAGAGGAGACUGCUAUAUUGAAAACCUAAUGAAAAUCUAAACAUGAAUCAGAAAUGUCACUUUUUUGUUUGUUUUUGUUUUUUUGAGACAGGUUCUCACUGUGUAGCCCUGGCUAUCCUGGAGCUCCCUAUGUAGACUAGGCUGGCCUCAAAUCCAGAGAGCCACACCUAGCCAGAAGUGUCCUUUAAAUAUUAUACCUGAAUAAAUGUUAAAUUCCCAAACCUGGAUAAAAGUCAGAUAAUCAUUGAGGAAACUUUAGCUUUAUAAAUUUCCCAGGCUCCGUUUCAGUUUCUCAAUCAAAUGUCCCAACAGUCUAUUUUAAAAAAAAUAUGAAGCCUCUCUGGCUGGUUUCCAUCGUCAGUCUUGUGUGGCAGCUCCUAGUGUGUAGUGUGGUGCACACAGCUAAGUCACACCAAUCAAAGAGGGCUGCUCACUGACCCGAAGCAGUUUGACGCUGUGCACACCUCAAGCUGUAGAUUUGAAUGGGCAUCCAAGGUCUGUCUCCUUAUGCUCUUUUAUGUCAUAUUGAUAGGAGGUACUGGAUCUUCUUGAGGGGGAGGGAGGUGCACUGUCACCUUCUAGGGAUUUUCAUAAAUUAAGAUUUAUUAUUUAUGUGUAUGAAUGUUUUGCCUUAAUGUAUGUCUGUGUACCAUGUGCAUACCUGGUGCCAGCAGCAGCCAAAAUAGGCUUCGGCUCCUCUAUAACUGGAGUCACAGAUUGUUCUGAGCCACCAUGUAGGUGCUGGUAGAACCCAGGCUGUCUGCAAGGGUAACAUGUACUCUUCACUGCUGAGCCAGCUCUUCAGCCCCAGGAGUCUUGUAAAGAACUAUUGAAGCAUUGCUGGGAAACAAGGGCUGGGGUUCCUCAACAGGCCACAGGACUUCCUUGCUUUUCUUAGCCCUAUUUGGUGUGCUUAGAGGUGUGCGUAAUGUGUGCAGUUAGAUGAUGCUGGGCAUUACUAGAUAAUUACAUACAUAAUGUGUGCAGUUAGAUGAUGCUGGGCAUUACUAGAUAAUUACAUACAUAAUGUGUGCAGUUAGAUGAUGCUGGGCAUUACUAGAUAAUUACAUCAGCAUUCGAAGGAAGAGGAAGUGGGGUGGGGAGGAAAGAGGAAGACAGUACGGAGUAGUAGCUUCUCCCUUAAUAUAAAAAGCGUUAUAAACCAGGCGUGGUGGUGCACGCCUUUACUCCCAACAUUGGGGAAGUAGAGGAGGUAGAAGAUCUCUGUGAGUUUGAGACCAGCCUGGUCUACAUAGCCUGUUCCAGACCAGCAAAGGCUACAUAGUGAGACCCUGUCUCGGAAAGAAAAGAAACAUUACAAAUUACAUUAUUUACAGUGACUCAGACAGACACUGAAAUAGUGGUCAUCAUUCUUUAUCCGUUUCUAAAACCUCAACAGAAUGUGGCUUUACAUCUAAGAAGCCCUAGACAUGUUGUGUGCAUGAGUACACCCUGCUAGGUACAGUGCCUUCUGAGAAAUUGCUGGCACAGCUCUGUGUAGACAAGCUCUUUCCUGCUGGCCUGCUGCUGGUUGACUCUUCCCAGGAAAGACUAUAGAACUCAGGAGAACUGCAUGAAGGACGUGAGAACGUUUAGCCCUACUUAGAAUGACUUGCAGAAGCUAAGAGCCUCUCAGCAUCUCUGUGAGGUAGGUAAGUAACUCCGAACUGAAGUCAGAAGUUCAGGGCUAAACAAGCCACUCAGGUCUUCCCAAGCAUCAGAGAUGAGGUCCAUAUAGUGGGCUCCCUGGCCCCAGGGUGUGCUUAGGCGGUCCUUGCUUUGUAUUUGAUCACUUCGUAGAAACUGUAAUUUGAUUUAUUACAUGUUCUUUUAAAUUAAGAGGAAUUAGUUCAGAAGCUGAAUUUUGCUUAUAGUUUUGAGAGUCUAAAGUCCCCCUUUUGUCUUCUCC
Rattus norvegicus (Norway rat) is the source of this 5047-nucleotide messenger RNA. RefSeq names its product vascular endothelial zinc finger 1 (gene Vezf1). Gene Ontology annotation, cellular component: nucleoplasm; nucleus. The record is from RefSeq and is a predicted model, not a curated record. NCBI's taxonomy places the organism in Eukaryota, Metazoa, Chordata, Mammalia, Rodentia, Muridae. Gene Ontology annotation, molecular function: DNA-binding transcription activator activity, RNA polymerase II-specific; DNA-binding transcription factor activity, RNA polymerase II-specific; RNA polymerase II transcription regulatory region sequence-specific DNA binding. Gene Ontology annotation, biological process: positive regulation of endothelial cell differentiation; positive regulation of transcription by RNA polymerase II; positive regulation of DNA-templated transcription.